AUGGAUCCUAAAUAUGAUCACUAUGACUUCCCUACAACGUCUCUCUGUACGCUGAGCGGUCAUCCCGGUCAUACAACGCCAGAGCAAGAUGCAAAAGUAGUACAGAUGCGCAAGAAACUAGAACAAGAUGGAUAUACAGAGCGGCUUGAUACUCUGACACUUCUGCGCUUCCUGCGAGCCCGCAAGUUUGAUUUAGCACUCGCGGAGAAGAUGUUUGUCGAAACCGAGAAAUGGCGAAAGGAGAUCAAGCUCGACGACCUCACGCGCAACUUUGAAUAUACGGAAAAGGAGAAAGUCUUCGCCUUCUAUCCCCAGUACUAUCACAAGACGGACAAGGAUGGGCGUCCCGUUUACAUUGAACAACUGGGGAAAAUCGACCUUGCCGCCAUGUACAAGGUGACGAGCUCCGAGCGCAUGCUCAUGAACCUCGCCGUCGAGUAUGAGAAAGUUGGUGAUCCACGCCUGCCUGCCUGCUCGCGGAAGGCGGGCAAGCUGCUUGAGACUUGCUGUACUAUAAUGGACCUUAAAGGCGUCGGUAUCAGCAAGAUCGGUUCUGUAUAUUCUUAUGUCAAGCAGGCCUCAGCCAUCUCCCAAAAUUACUAUCCGGAGAGAUUGGGCCACCUUUACAUCAUCAACGCGCCCUGGGGCUUUUCAAAUGCCUUUAGCAUGGUCAGUAGCAUGCUCGAUCCCGUCACCGUUGACAAGAUUCACGUGCUCGGGAAGGGGUACCAGACAGAGCUCUUGGCCCAGGUACCGGCCGAAAAUCUGCCCAAGGCGUUCGGCGGUCGAUGUGAGUGCGCCGGAGGCUGUCAAUUCAGUGAUCAAGGCCCCUGGACUGACCCGGCCUGGGCAAAGCCGGCGUGGUGGCAGAAGGAGCAGGAGACAACCAAAGACGGUGAUGGUAAGGAUGAGGAACUCAACAACCCUUCAUGA
Molecule: messenger RNA, 933 nt
Organism: Blumeria graminis f. sp. triticale
Lineage: Eukaryota; Fungi; Ascomycota; Leotiomycetes; Helotiales; Erysiphaceae
Source: the annotation of a GenBank genome assembly